AUGCUCAAGCUAAUUUUGCUCUUUAUUUUUAUCAACGGUCUUUAUGCUGUGAUUUGUCCAAUCGGUUAUCAAACACUGAAUAAUAAGUGCAUUAAAGUAGGUUUUGCAAAAUGACUCACUUAAAAAAUAGUUUUUAGUAUUUCUCAACUCCACUAAAAUAUUGGGACGCGUAUAAUAUUUGUAAGCAAAACAAAGGGAAUCUUCUGACAAUCUCAAAUUCAAUUGAUAAUUCUGCAAUCGCAGCAUCGUUUAAAAAUCGAACUGAUACAUUAUGGUUGGGAUUGCAAUGCGAAUCUGAUCGUAAUCCAAGUUCCUGUCAUUGGAAUGAUAAAUACAAUACGAGUGCUGCAAACUACAAUAACUUCAAAAAUGGUUAUCCUCUUAUUGGUGUUGGUAAAUGUGUCAAUAUGUUUACUUCUGGAUCAUUUGCUGGAAAAUGGUUGAGUGAAGAUUGCAAUUCAACAUCACUCAAUUUUAUAUGUGAAUCAAAUAUCAAAGAUAUCGAUUGUCAAUUUGUGAUGGGUGGUGAUUGCUAUAUUCCAUCUAUCAAUCCAAUGAACCAAAAUGACGCUCAAAAAGCGUGUCAAGAACUUGAUGCAAACCUAGUUUCUAUUCAUUCUCCCCAAGAGAAUUAUUUCAUAACCAGUAUGAUUUAUAAUAUAUCUAUUGAUUAUAUUAGAAUUGGAGCAGUAAUGAAUGACAAUUCGAAAAUUAGUUGGCUAGAUAAUACAACCUUUGAUUAUAACAAUGUUGGAUAUCAAAAUUUGGAUUAUGGAAAAUCAUUCUGUCUAUCUUUAAGAAGACAGACUGUUGAAUCUGGUGAAUGGAUAAGUUGCUAUGAAAAUAGUGCAUUCCCAUUUGUUUGUAAGCGACCUUUGAAUAAUCAAACAAUUGUGAUUGAUGAUUGUACUCUUCCGCAUUUUUACAACGGAACUGGUGGUUUUGUAUCACCAAACUAUCCGCAUUCAUAUGUUGGAACACCAAAACAACAAUGUCAAUAUUUCAUCCAUUCUGGACAUAUAUUUUCGAAAGCAGCAAUUCGUUUUCCAAUUAUCACUUUAGAUGACGUAUGUUCUAGAUAAUUAGGGUUGAAAUAUUUAUGAAAACAAAUUCCAGAAAGCAUCUAUAUCAUUGUUCAACAAUUUUAAUGAUCAAGUUCCAUUUCAAGUACUGACUUCAACAAAUAGCUCAAAUUCGUGGUUCAAAUCAGCAACCAAUUCGAUGAAAGUCAUAUUUAAUCCAUGUUUAGAAAAUUGUGAUACUGUUUAUUCUCAUCUGUUUAUUGCAUCUUUCGGAUAUUUUUAA
Caenorhabditis angaria is the source of this 1305-nucleotide messenger RNA. The record is from the annotation of a GenBank genome assembly. NCBI's taxonomy places the organism in Eukaryota, Metazoa, Nematoda, Chromadorea, Rhabditida, Rhabditidae.